AUGCCUAAAAUAAAGGCGUAUACCCCCGCCUGGCUUCUGCAGCCUUCGCCCGGACACGACCUCUUCGUACCCGAUCCGAAUGAUACCCAAGCUGCUCUAGCAUAUACAUCCAAGGCCGUUUCAAGAGAUGGCCCUCGACGCACUAUUGCUCGUCGCGGCACCGAAGUCUUCAUUGCUGUUGGCAAGGAAAUUAGAUGGGCAGAUCUGCUUUACAUCAAAGAACGAUGGGAGGAGAAACAAGCCAGAGCUCAUGGUGGUAUUCGAAUCAAGCGAGAGGACUCCGACUCGGACGACGAGUUGCUGAGAGAAUCAAUAGAGAAUGGAUCCGCUGAAGGUUUCCGAACUAUCAAGACCUCUGUUGGUAGUGAUAUCCAACAGCUCGUUAUAUCGCCUUACGCGGACUUUAUGGCAGUUGUAACUACUCAUACAAUCCGCAUCAUCCUUAUACCCGAUUCAAGCCAUCUUACGGCUCCCAGCCUCGACGCCAUCAAGCCCAAGUCAUGGACCUUAGGCCCGACAACACACGUUAUGGACCGAUCGCCGAUCGCCUCCGCUAUAUGGCAUCCGCUGGGCGUGAAUGGCUCUGCACUAGUCACAGUCACGAAAGAUGCUGUUGUAAGAGUCUGGGAACUCUCCCAGAAGGAUCGAUGGUCUUUCGACACCCCUUCCCUUACUAUCGACUUACAGAAGCUUGCCGACGGCACCUCAUUGGACCAGAAUUUCGCUGCUUCGCCCGACUUCACUAACAAGGGUUUCUCGCCAGACUCUAUUGAGAUGGAUGUCGCGUCGGCCUGUUUCGCUGGUCGGGGUUCUGGAAAUUGGUCGCCGAUGACUCUAUGGGUUGCGAUGCGCGAAGGGGAUGUGUAUGCUUUAUGUCCUUUGCUACCUGCUCACUGGGCUCCCCCACCGACUCUCAUUCCUUCGCUCUCUAUCUCUAUCGUCGGAAAUCUGGCUGCGAUCGAAGAUGACCCGAAUGUUUCUGAACAAGCGAAGUUGUUAGCACAGCAACAGCUAGACUGGAUGUCGGAUCUUGAUAAUCAAGAACCCAGAGUUAUUGAGGGUCCCCCUGGAGAGCCACCUACAGAAAUUUACACACGUCCUUCAAGGCCUGGCAUAGUCCCUCGUUUGCAGGGACCUUUCGAUCUAGAAUUAAGCCCAGACAGCGAGGACGACUUGGACACCGAAUUAACCGACAUCUUUGCCAUCGGCCAGAAGCUUGACACUGAUGAGUUAAUGAUAGGAGAAGAAGACGAACUCGACAUGGAAGAUAUCGAAGGAGAAGGUUUAUCUAUUUCCAUCAUAUGUCUACUCUCGUCUAGUGGCCAGUUGAGAGUAUGUCUAGAUCUUGAUGGAGUUCAAGCUCAGUGGCUCCCCCCUCGAAAUAAGUCGAAGGCCAUGGGUCGUUUAACCGGAUCACCAUCUCUACUCACGUUCCAAAGCAUGGAUAUCUUGAAUAAUCUAGAGGUGGCCGAAAAUGCCUGGCCCAUGUUCAGUCCCGAUGUUACUUCAAGAUAUUCUUUCUAUAUCACACAUCCUUCUAGUAUUACUCAUGUCUCGUUGGCGCCGUGGGUCUUCCGCCUCGAAAGUGAACUUCAGGGCGAUUCGCAAGCAGGGUCCGAAUUUAGAAUUGAUCUGCUCGUUAGCGGACAGAACUCCACUAGGGAAAGGCUCUACACAAAUUCAGCCCAGGGAGACGCACAACUACCCUUAACCGCAUCGGUCGCCAUUCGUGAUCCUGAUCUUGGUUACUUCCUAUUGUCUGCGACACCGUUCAAUCCAAUUGCGUUGAUCUUCGAUACACCAGAAGACGACCUUCCCCCUAUUCGGCCAGCUUCGCCUAUAUUUGACAAGGAUGCGGAAGUGCAGCCCCUAGAUUUCUACGAACCUCGUCCUAUCUUUCAACCGUCACAUGCUUUCGAUCAGAGCUCUGUGUUACCAAACUUGCUUAACCAGCUCCGCACCGGUCGUCAUAAAACAGUUGUCAAUCAGGAAAUUCGACUUUCGCCACUAACCUUGCAGCUUUUCACCGAAGCCCACAAGAUCCUCAGCGAGGAGACGCACAGACUCGGUGUGGCGGCCGCUGAAGUAUUUAGGCGGUGUAUCCAAUUACAAACGGAACUCAAGCAACAAGUGAACAAAGCAAAUGAAGUUAGAGGUAGAGUUGAAGCUAUUACAGGGGAGGACCAAGAUGAGGAAGGCCAACCAGAGUCGAACAAUAGCGCCAUCGAACGACGUUUACAGAACGCGAGGGACAGGGGAGAAGCUAUUAGCAAGCGGCUAGAGAAGAUGCGAAAGAUCGUCAGUAAGGCGACCAGUCGCGAAUUGAGCGAUAAGGAGAAGGCUUGGGUAAAGGAGGUGGAUGUUCUGGACGCCAAUCUGUUUGGAUCUACAACGCCAGCGGACGGACCCACGCGCUUAAAGCAGACUAAGAGGAGGUACGAAGAAGUCACGCGGCUGAGGGAUGAGCUCUUAGAGGAGGCAGAAAAAUUAGGCGCAACUACAGGUGAAGGGGAAGAAGGUGUCAGCACACCGACGACCGAUUUGCGCAUACCCUCGGAACUCCGGAAAGCAAAGAUUAAUCAAGUAAAGGGGCUCAUCGAACGAGAGACGGCAUUAGUGGAUGCGGUGAAGUCGCGACUCGAGCGACUGUCAGUUGUUGGGUAG
Molecule: messenger RNA, 2664 nt
Organism: Annulohypoxylon maeteangense
Lineage: Eukaryota; Fungi; Ascomycota; Sordariomycetes; Xylariales; Hypoxylaceae
Exons: 2
Coding region: 1-2664 (887 amino acids)
Biological process (GO): protein import into nucleus; ribosomal large subunit export from nucleus; mRNA export from nucleus
Cellular component (GO): nuclear pore
Molecular function (GO): structural constituent of nuclear pore
Source: RefSeq, a predicted model, not a curated record